Pleurotus ostreatus (oyster mushroom) is the source of this 1170-nucleotide messenger RNA. RefSeq lists its product as uncharacterized. The record is from RefSeq and is a predicted model, not a curated record. NCBI's taxonomy places the organism in Eukaryota, Fungi, Basidiomycota, Agaricomycetes, Agaricales, Pleurotaceae. Bases 1 to 1170 code for a protein of 389 amino acids. The transcript has 8 exons.
AUGUUCAACAAUGCGUCUCUAAUUCAUAGUCUCAAAGGGAAUGUAGACCAGGACAAGGAGCCCCGUCCCCUUGCCAGACCCCGAGUUUCUUCUGAGCCAUGUCUUCCCGAAAGACUACCCUCUGGUGGCUUUCUUCAGCGGGAGGCAGAGUACAGUGCUCCUCGAGCUAUACUCCGACAGCUGAGACGUAGUCCAUCACCGCCGCAAACCCCUGUUGACGAGGAGGCGGACGAGGAUGAGGAACAGACAACUAUCCUGACGGAUACUCCUGAAUCACCCAUGGACGCCCCGCCUAGCCCGACAUUCUCGAUAAAGUCGGCGGUUCGGUCGGUUCUACGGGCCAAGUCAUUUCAACAACGCCCGCAAAGCACUCCAUGGAAAGAACCCCAGCCUUUUGAAGUGUUUCGCGCUGUUGAGCAGAAAGACAUUAUGUUUCUCAUGGAAAUUAGGGAUCGUGCGUUUCCUUUAUUACUACGGAAGACCGGCGAUGCGACACCACUUCUACAUGCUAUGCGCAUAGGCCAAUCACAUCGAGAUGUGGCGAUCAUUCUUGUUGGUGCAUUUUCUCGAUGGGUCAACAAUUUAGAAGACGUUGAAAUUGUAAAGCCGAAAACAAGAGUCCUCCUGAAAGCCCUCCGUGCCAAUCUCAAGCUCGCGAUCGACUUAGGUUUAGCGAAGUCCCAAAGCGAUCUCACUGCGUCAUUCAUGCAAACACUGAUCAUGAGUGAAGGUGAGAGGUGGGUGAGGGACCAGGCUUCUAAUGUGUCGCUCGCAUUGCGUGCUGGCACCGCUGGAAAGCCCGUGGAGACUGCGUCUGCCGCAGUGCGCCGGUUUACUACGAAAGAACUAGGGAAGGCGAGCCUGAUCGCGGCGCUGGAAGACUACAUAGCUAAUGCCACAGUUGACUUAUUGGUACUCGGCGCUUGGGCAUGGGCAACUGAGACUAUCGAUGCUCAGCUAAUACCCACUUAUUAUUUCGCUCGUGACGACAGAGUUUUCAAAGCUCUUUGUGACAGACUUCGCCAGCAUGAGAGUGAGCUUCCUAAGCUAAGCCGGCGUCUACGAUGGCAACUGCGAGUUCUCAAAGUUGCUUUGGAGGGUAAGACCACCACGUUUCGCAGAAAAGUGGAGUUGUUAUCUGCCGAACUUGACGAGGGCGAUGGGUUGUAA